Messenger RNA from Drosophila takahashii, 2161 nucleotides. Its product is annotated as CYFIP-related Rac1 interactor B. Gene Ontology annotation, biological process: regulation of actin filament polymerization. Gene Ontology annotation, molecular function: small GTPase binding. Lineage: Eukaryota; Metazoa; Arthropoda; Insecta; Diptera; Drosophilidae. The record is from RefSeq and is a predicted model, not a curated record.
UGUUGUUGUGUUUUUUGUGUGUCGGCGGCGUGUGUAUCGCAUUCGCAUCGUAUCGAAUCGAAGAGAAUCGAAAUCGUGUGUUUUUCAAACAUAAAUACAAGCAUUUAAUCCCGCGAGGUGCCAACAAUGUUUUAGGCGCCACUGCGCUGGUUACCCACUAAAAAUAAUCACAAAAAAAGCCCGUCAAAGUGGAAAAAGUGCUCCAAAAAAAACGAAAACCAAAAGUGCUAAUUAAUAACAAAAAAAAAAAGGAAAACAAAUACCAAUCCACAACACAACAAGUAUUAGUUAAUCAAAGAAAAUGGGAAAGCUGCUGAGCCUGCUGUCACGCGACGACUCGAAUUGUUGCGCCGCCAAAUCCUACGAUGUCUUCCUGGACUUCGAGAAUGCCGCGCCCACGGAAACGGAGCGAGAGGUCUACGACGAGGUGGAGCGAGUUCUUAGGGAAUCGGAGGUGGUUCUCGAGGAGAUUCAGAUUUAUCGGGGUGCCGGCAAGGAAAUCCGAGAAGCAAUCGCCGAUCCCUCGCCGGAGGUGACGAGCAAGGCCUGGGCAGCGGUACUCCCGCUGGUCAACAAGCUGAAGCGCUGCUACGAGCACUCCAUGGAGCUGGACAAGAUUGUGCCCAAGCUGCUGGGCCAGCUGGUGGGCGGAAAACUGAAUCCAACACAGCAUCUGGAGACCCAGCAGGCGCUGGUCAAGCAGCUGGCCGAGAUCUUGGAGUUCGUGCUGAAGUUCGAUGAGUACAAGAUGAAAACACCCGCCAUACAGAAUGAUUUCAGCUACUACAGACGCAUUGUCAGCCGGCAACGUGUGGACUCCACGGAGAAUAUGUUAGUCAGCACAGAGUUGGCCAACCGGAUGUCCUUGUUCUACGCCCACGCCACGCCCAUGCUCAAAGUUCUGAGCGAGGCCACCUCAAAGUUUGUCAAUGAUAAUGCCGAUGAUGUCCAGAACACUACGGAAACGCUGGGCACCAUGGCGAAGGUCUGCCUGAGGAUGCUGGAAAAUCCAAAACUCCUGCAACAGAUCGAGCGUGAGGACACGAAAAUGCUGGUGCUGCGCGUAAUGGUCGGCCUGGUGAUCCUCUACGACCAUGUGCAUCCGGAGGGGGCGUUCGUGCGGGGCGCCCAUGUGGACGUGAAGGGAUGCGUUCGAUUGCUGCAGGCGCAGCCGGCCAUCAAGGCGGAGCCGCUGCUCAACGCCCUGCGAUACACGACGAAGCAUUUGAAUGGGGAGAACACGCCGAAGAACAUACAGCGCCUACUGGCCGCAUAAUAGCGGAGGGGAUCGGAGGGAGGAGGUUCAUUAACGUUAAUUUCUAUGUGUAUGCGUAUCGAUUUAAAUGGUUUUACUUUAUUUAUGUAAUUAGUAGGCUUCUGUAUUAUUUGUAAAAAUUGUAAGCGAGUGUUGUGCUAGCAGGAGGCAGCCUCUAGUUUUACUUUUACCCUGUGUGCAUUUCCAGCAUUUGUUUCGUACUGUUUUAGACUCCAGCCUCCGCGUAACGUAACGAAGUCGGAUGAAGUGGAACGCAUAUAUCAGCAGCAACAAUAUUUAGUUGAUAAUCUAGCCCUAAUUUUAAGUAACGAAUGGAACCCAAUUAACCUAACAACAAAUUAGCGCAAAGUUUAAACGGAUGGUUGGGGAGAUAUGAGAGAUAAAUCCUAAAUUUCACUAAAGCAGAGAUUAUAAAUAUAAAAUUAAACUUUUAAAUCAAAUCUAGAGUAUUUUUUUGUACAUGACGAUGUGUAGAACGAGGUGUAAAGAUCUAAACAAUGCAUAAAUUAAUUGAAAUACUAUUAAACAAAAAACAAAUUGUACGAACUAAAAUGCCUACACACACACAACUGAACCACAAGCAGAAAGCGGAUGCAUUUAUAUAUUUCCACGCCGUCAACUUUGAUAAACGUAUUUAAACAAAUCUACAAAAUAAACUUGAGCUGCGCAAUAAUAAUAAUUUUUAAGAUUUACAAAUAGAAAUAAAAGAUUAAUGAAAUGGCAAAACUUAACGCAUACAAUUUGUACCAAAAAACAAAAAAAAGAACAAUGAAGAAUCACACAAACUAAAUAAAGAUUUAUAUAUGCGAUAAGAGCGAGAAGAAACUGAUGAAAAAACUAUAGAGAAUGCUGAAUCAAAAUAAAUAUCACGCAAAAUCAACCACA